Phacochoerus africanus (Common warthog) is the source of this 897-nucleotide messenger RNA. It is a transcript of the gene GCSAML, whose product is annotated as germinal center associated signaling and motility like. The record is from RefSeq and is a predicted model, not a curated record. The transcript is spliced from 5 exons. Gene Ontology annotation, biological process: regulation of B cell receptor signaling pathway; regulation of lymphocyte migration. Bases 92 to 493 code for a protein of 133 amino acids. Lineage: Eukaryota; Metazoa; Chordata; Mammalia; Artiodactyla; Suidae.
UCUGCCCUGUAUCGUGGCCGUUGUUUCUUCGGUCAAGACACUCAAAGUGAAGUAAAACUAAGGAUCUGAGAAACAGAGUUACACUGAGAGGAUGGGAAAUUAUCUCCUGAGAGAACUCAGUUGCCUGAAAGACAAUCAAAAUCAGCUUGAGAAGGUAAACCCAGAAGUGAAGAGAAAACGGCAGGAAAUGACUACAUCUGAGAAAGAAAAUCAAGGUCAAGAUAAGAAAAGUAAAGAUGAUGCAUCCAUUUCUAAUCAGGAAAAUGAGAAUGGCAGUGGAUCUGAAGAAGUGUGCUACACUGUCAUUAGUCACAGGCCCUAUCGGAGACCCUCCCUGAGCUCCAAUGAUGAUGGUUAUGAGAACGUCACAAAGAGAGUGAGACCAUUAAGAGGAGGGUCUGAAACAGAAUAUGCCCUUCUCAGGACGACUUACACUCCUAGUUUUUCUUCCUAUACCCCUGAGAAUGAUUAUGAACUUGUGCUUCCUCACUAGAACCCUCAAGCCUCAUCAUCCUCCAGUAACAAAGAUUAUACAGAAGAGUUGCCUCCAAGGGAGAUUUUCAAAUUCAUAAUUUCAUGAAACAUUAAUUUAUGGACAGAUUUUAGACAUGAGAUCUUUUUACUAUAUUGCCUUAAGAAACUCCAAAACCAUGUCAUAUCUGUGGUUUGGGUAAGCCAUAUUAAUUGACAUAAUGACAUAGAGUAUUUGACAUUUUUGGAUUUAUAAUGUUUUGUGGGGGAAACCUUCCUAAGACAAUAAACAUCUACAGAUAUAUUACCUAGAAUAUUCAAUUCCAGUCCUGCUUUCCAAAUAUCAAAGCAUUCAUACUCCUAAUGUAAUCUGCUCAACACUGGAGGUUUAAUCUAUUCAACAAACUUUAAAAAUAUAAGACCAGU